Molecule: messenger RNA, 1508 nt
Organism: Jatropha curcas
Lineage: Eukaryota; Viridiplantae; Streptophyta; Magnoliopsida; Malpighiales; Euphorbiaceae
Gene: CAO
Product: chloroplast signal recognition particle component (CAO)
Molecular function (GO): protein binding
Source: RefSeq, a predicted model, not a curated record
UGUAGUAAAAAUAAAUUGACAUAUGCGAACAUCUAUGAAAAGUGUGAUCAGGGAAUUUUGUAAUUAUUGUUUUUAUUAUUAAAAUAACUUACGUGGACCAACAAAAUCAAACUGCAUAGUUCUACGACUGUCUUAUCCAUAGAAAUGGAUGGGCUAACAGAUUUCUUAUCCCCUUCGUUUUCUCUCUCUCCCCCUCCAUUAACAACCACCAAACCAAAAACUAGAAAAACAGCGUACAGUAACAGACUUUUAAUGGAGAGCCUGCUUGCUAAUCAAUGCCUUUCUCGUCUCAAAAUCUCUCCAAAUCUCACAAUCCAUUCGUCCUCUUUCUUCUCCCAUCAAUUCCCAAACCUAAGAACAACCCAUAUUCAGAAGCCAAGCUUCACACUUUUUGCCCUGCAAAACCAAGAAACACAGAACCCACUUAAAGAUAACACCAAAAACAACCGCGCUACUGAAGAUGACGAAUCUUACGGCGAAGUUAGCAAGAUCAUUGGUAGCAAAGCUCUUCAAGAUGGGACAGGCAUGGAGUACUUGAUAGAAUGGAAAGAUGGCCAUACCCCUUCAUGGGUCCCAUCAGAUUAUAUAGCUAAAGAUGUGGUGGCGGAGUAUGAAACUCCAUGGUGGACCGCCGCUAAAAAGGCCGACCACAAUGCUCUUAGCGAAAUUAUUGCCGCCGAUGAUGGACGUGACGUUGAUGCUGUCGACAGUUAUGGACGCACCGCAUUACUUUUCGUAUCGGGUCUCGGCUCCGAGCCGUGUGUUAAGCUUCUAGCAGAAGCCGGCGCAAAUUUGAACUACCCUGAUAACAGUGGCGGCUUAACGGCGCUCCACAUGGCAGCCGGGUACGUGCAGCCGGGUGUUGUUAAGUUAUUAUUGGAUCUUGGAGCGGAUCCGGAAGUAGAAGACGAUCGAGGAUUGACGCCGUUGGAUUUGGCUAAAGAGAUCUUGAAAGUUACCCCAAAGGGUAAUCCAAUGCAAUUUGCUAGAAGACUGGGGUUAGAAAAUGUAAUUAGGAUUUUAGACGAGGAACUGUUUGAGUACGCGGAGGUGCAGGAGAUUAUGGAGAAGCGAGGGAAGGGCGAUCAAGUAGAAUAUUUGGUCAAAUGGAAGGAUGGUGGUGAUAAUGAGUGGGUCAAAGCUAGAUUCAUCGGUGAGGAUUUAGUUAGGGAUUUUGAGGCUGGAUUAGAAUAUGCUGUAGCAGAAGGAGUGAUUGGGAAGAGAGUAGGUGAUGAUGGGAAAAAUGAGUAUCUUGUUAAAUGGACGGAUAUUGAAGAAGCCACGUGGGAGCCUGGAGAGAAUGUUGAUCAUGAUUUGAUUAUGGAGUUUGAGGAAGGACAGACAAUUAAUGGGGCUGGAAAUGUGGAGGUCCAAUUAAGUAAUGAUGGGCUUGGUAGUACUGUGGAAGCCCAAACAAGCAAAAAUGGUAAUGAGUCUAUUUGAGAAUUUGAAGCUGUAAUUUUGGGAUUGAAGUUUUUUAAUGAAAAGAUUGUUAUUAAAGCCUAAAA